AUGGCUGCCUAUUGGGUCCGAACACCACCUGCUGCUCGGCACAGAGCGAUGCUCGCCCUUCCCCCGCACAGCUCCCUUCCCUUUACCAUGCCCGCCCGCCACAAACCCCUUCCCUUUACUCCCAAAUCACUGCAGGGGUUCGAAGCAGGCGGGCAGGAAACCCCCUCCACACUGCAACCAUGGCUGCCUAUUGGGUCCGAGCCCCAUGUGCUGCUGCGCACGGAACGAAGUUCGCCCUUUCCCCGCAACCCCAUCGCCCUGCGCAUCGACAUCCACUGCUCUGAUGUGCCACCGCAGCAAGAAAGCGAGCAGAGAGUGGGCGAUCAGCACUUGAGGCUACCCUCGCAACGAGAGAAGAGGUGGCAUGAGCAGGCUGUCCGCCGGCUCUCUGCCCGAGGGGAGGGAUUGCACAGGCGUGUGGUGGAAUCCCCUCAUUUUCCUGGGGAUGCCACUGGGGUGGGCGCGUGGGCGGCUGUGAGGCAGUGGCUUGGCGGGUUGCUGGGGCUGAGCCUGGGAGACGCAGAUUCGCUGGGAGAACCGACAGGGCGUGGCGUUGGUGGUGGUGGCAACGGGAGGGAGGGACACGGAGAGGAGCGGAAGGAAGGCAAGGAGGGAGGGGUGGGAGAGGAUGCAGGCAAGGGAGAGGAGGGGCGGGUGUGUGAGGAUGGUGUGGGGGUGCUCAAUCCCGGCUACUGGGGCAUGAGCAUAGAGCAAAGCCAUACAUACAACAUCAUCCUACACGCACGUGCCACGGCCCCGCUCUCCCUCCGCCUCUCCUUCCUCUGCUCGCCCGCUCUCCCUCCCUCUCGCCGCCUCUCUUCGGUCCCCUCUGUCGGCUCAGCUCAUAUCAGCAACCCCACGCCAUGCCACACCAUGCCCUCACCUUACCACAUUGAAACCCCCUUCUUUUCACUACCCCACAUUCCUUCCUUCCCCAUGCGUGCCCAAUACUCUUGUCUGGUGAUACACAACUGCCCGUUAUUAAUCCCCUCCUUCUCUGAUGCUGCCAGCCUCAACCAAUCCAUGGCUGCCACGUGGCACCGCUAUGAGGCCACUGUUGCUGCGACUGGCACAUGCCACAACGCCUCGCUGGCUAUCACCACUGGCAGCAUGACACGUGGCACUCUGUGGUUGGACCAGAUCUCAGCCAUGCCUGCUGAGACAUUCAAGGCUCACAGCAUGCAAGGGGACGUAGCAGGCAUGCUAGAGGCUCUCUGCCCCGGCCUCAUGCGCUUCCCAGGGGGCUGCUACGUGGAGGGAUCUCACGGCAUGCGCAUGGAUAUAGCCACCAUGCUCCAGGGCCUCUCCCCCGGAUUCAUGCGCUUCCCUGGGGGCUGCUACGUGGAGGGCGUGCGGCUGGCCAAUGCCUUCCGGUGGCGCUCCACCAUCGGCCCUUGGGAACUCCGCCCGGGCCACUUCAACGACCGGUGGGGGUAUUGGUCGGACGACGGGUUGGGGUUCUUUGAGUAUCUACAGUUUGCAGAAGACCUUGGCGCCACUCCCAUCUGGGUGUUCAACAGCGGCAACAGCCACACUGACAGCGUGUUCACAGGUGCCCUCGCUCCCUUCAUUCAGGUCACCCCAUUCGCAUCUCCCUCCUUCUCACCUCUCCCUCUUCCAUGCACUCCCAUGCACCCGUGCGCUGCCGUGCAGGCAACAGCCACACUGACAGCGUGUUCACAGGCGCCCUCGCUCCUUUCAUUCAGGGGCCUAUGUCCCUCUUUCGUGCUCACCCACUCCUCAACCCCCAUCCUCUGUGUUCCUCUCUGCCACGUGGCGCCACAGGAGGUUCUUGACGGAAUCGAGUUCGCACGAGGACCGUCGGAUUCGCGGUGGGGAGUGGAGAGGGCGGCCAUGGGCCAUCCUGAACCGUUUGAUCUGCGCCACGUGGGCAUCGGGAAUGAGAACUGCUACCAGGACAACUACCGAGGCAACUUCCUUCGUUUCCGGGCGGCAAUCAAGGCGGCAUAUCCCGACAUGGCGGUGGUGUACACAUGUGACGUCAGCAAGGGGCCUCUUGACCACCCUCCCACCGACCUCUACGAUUUCCACUGCAAUGCAGCGCAGUGUGAUGCAGUGCUGCUCGUGGUUGCCACAUGGCUGCAUGUGCUGGACCUCUUAGACGUCUCAACACGUGACUCCUAUGGUACAGCAGAGGGGAUCUUCAGCUUGGGUCAUUACUUUGAUGACAUCAGCAGGGAUGGACCCAAGGUGACGUGGCGUGCAGGGAUGCAGGCCUUUCUGAGCGAGUUCGCAGUGCAAGGGGGGGGAGGGGAUGGCAACGUGCGGGCAGCAGUGGCAGAAGCGGGGUUCCUCAUUGGGCUGGAGAGGAACAGUGACGUGGUGGCAAUGGUCAGCUAUGCGCCCUUGCUCGUCAACGUGCAUGACAGGAGCUGGACGCCUGACCUCAUAGCCUUUGACUCGCACCGCCUCUACGGCACGCCCACUUACUGGCUGCACCGCAUGUUGCCCGCGUCGAAUUAG
Molecule: messenger RNA, 2484 nt
Organism: Closterium sp. NIES-65
Lineage: Eukaryota; Viridiplantae; Streptophyta; Zygnematophyceae; Desmidiales; Closteriaceae
Source: the annotation of a GenBank genome assembly